AUGAAUAGAAAUGAAGCAGCAGUACUGGUUGAUGGUAAUCAGGAGGAUGAGAAUGAUGAUGGUCUAGCAAGACUAAAUCAAGUUGAUGAAUAUAUAGAAGAAGAGGAGGACGAUGAUGAUAUAAUGCACAACAACCGUAGUCCUCCAUUAUUGAAUGAUGGUAGUGGAAGUAGUGGAGGCAUUGAUAGUGGACGACAUCAUGAUGACGAAUUAAACAAAGCAAAGAAUGUACGAAGACACAUUAUCGGUGCAGUAUGUGUACUCAUCGUUGUAUUCCUUUGGGUAUUCUCAAGUAUAAUGACCCAGAUCAUAUUCACUACAGAGUCAUUCGAUAAACCAUUCUUCUUGACAUACUUCUCAACAUCAAUAUUCUCAUUCUAUCUGUUUGGAUUCGUAUUUAGAUGGAAACAAUGGUCUUCCAUACCAAUCCAGAAUGAUCAAACUCGUCCAUCAUUCAGCAAGUUGGACCAAUUAUCAUAUAAUGGCGAGGCUGUGGAAAUUGACAACAACAACUCUUCGCCAAACGUACCAUUAUCACCUUCAUCUAUCAAUGGUGAGCGUCGCCCACUGCAGAUGCAACCUCAUUCAAUCAAAUCAAUCAUCAAGUUCAGUGCCAUCCUCUGUCCAAUCUGGUUCGCUGCCAACUAUACAUACAACAUCAGUCUGGACAUCACAAGUAUCUCGUCCAACACCAUCCUCAGUUCACUCUCUGGUGUCUUCUCAUUAUUCAUCAGUGUGGCAAUGAAGGUUGACAAGUUCACAAUCGAGAAGUUGUUCGCCACCAUUAUAUCACUUACUGGAAUCAUUAUGGUCAGUUAUUCAGACAUCAGCGGAAAUAAUGGAAAUGAUACUGUAAUUGGAGACUUGUUGGCUGUUGUUGGCGCUUUCCUUUAUGGCCUAUAUUGUACAAUGAUAAAGAAAUUGGUCAUAUCCGAGAACCUGUUACCAAUGCCAAUGUUAUUUGGAUUCAUUGGAUUGAUUAACUUCUUGGUGUUGUGGCCUGGAUUCUUUAUACUUAACUCCAUUGGGUUCGAGGUGUUUGCCUGGCCCUCGGGUAGAGUAUUCCUAUUCCUCCUGUUCAAUGGCAUAUUUGGAAGUUUCUUGUCGGAUCUGAUCGAGUCCUACUCAGUGGUAUUGACAAGCCCUGUCAUCAACACAAUUGGUCUAUCAUUAUCAAUUCCACUGGCAAUGAUCAGUGACUUUGUUCGCAAACACAAGAUGUUUGGUUGGAUGUACCUGUUUGGCUCAGCACUGGUCAUACUUGGAUUCCUGUUGGCCAACCUCGCCAGCUCGCUCUUUGAGUCUCGUCUGCGAUCGAUCGAACAAAAGGUGUUGUCCAAACUCAAGGGAAUAGUAAAGAGUGAUUGA
Acytostelium subglobosum LB1 is the source of this 1368-nucleotide messenger RNA. RefSeq lists its product as hypothetical. Bases 1 to 1368 code for a protein of 455 amino acids. Gene Ontology annotation, cellular component: membrane. The transcript has 4 exons. NCBI's taxonomy places the organism in Eukaryota, Evosea, Eumycetozoa, Acytosteliales, Acytosteliaceae. The record is from RefSeq and is a predicted model, not a curated record. Gene Ontology annotation, biological process: transmembrane transport; regulation of peptide transport. Gene Ontology annotation, molecular function: transmembrane transporter activity.